AUGAGUUCAGACAUAGACAUUUUGAAAGGAACUUUGGAUUUUGCUUUUGGAAGGAUGCAAAAUGCUGAAGUUCUUCCCUUGGAAAAGCAAUGGAGGUGGACAAUAGAGAGAGAUGCAAUAUCAAUUGCAACUAAAGGCUUUAUACGAGAUCAUUCACAAAAUUUUGAAGCAGAAUUGAGGAAGAGAGGCAAUCAAGUUUCUAUAGGCUUCUCAAACGAGCAUUUGUUGGAAAUGAUCGAUGAGAUGGCUAGCUUACGUCGUGAACUUGAGGCUUUUAGCAGUCGAAAUGAAAUUGUCAAAGGCAAUGAUAAUUCAGCUGCUUCUUCCAAUAUACAUCGAACAUGUAGUGAANUUAGAGAUCAUUCACAAAAUUUUGAAGCAGAAUUGAGGAAGAGAGGCAAUCAAGUUUCUAUAGGCUUCUCAAACGAGCAUUGGUUGGAAAUGAUCGAUGAGAUGGCUAGCUUACGUCGUGAACUUGAGGCUUUUAGCAGUCGAAAUGAAAUUUUCAAAGGCAAUGAUAAUUCAGCUGCUUCUUCCAAUAUACAUCGAACAUGUAGUGAACCUUUUCUAGAAGUGGAUUUUACUGAAGACCUACUUGAGGAGGAUGUGGAAGCCGAUGGAAGCCACUAUGUUGCUAAGUUGAUAAAAAAUCACGAGUCCAUUAUUGGGAAGCAACGUAAAGAGUUGUAUUGGCUAAAGAGAGAAGCAUAUGAAGGAAAAGGGGAUAUAUCAGGCAAAAGAGAUAAGGACUCUGAUGGCCUGGAAAGAAGGAUACAAAAUGUGACAGUAAAAUUGAACAAUGUUAUAAGAUGGAAUGGCAAGUUGGCCGGGAACAAGAAACUUGUUUAUGAGAAAGAUGAUGUGCAAGAAAAAGAGAUACCAGUGCCUGACAUUGCAGAUGAAGAAUGUACAAGUAUUGGUUAUGAGGCAAACACAAAGGAAGAGAUAAGGGUGCUAAAACAAGAAAGGGUUGAUUCAAAUUUGCAAACCACAAUACUGGAAGAUGUGUACAAUAUUCUUCUCAAAAGUUUGAUGGAAGAAAUUUCUCCCCAGUUGCAUAACAAUGACACUGAAAAAUCUGCUAGUAAAAGUUUUGAAAGUCAGACCAGGGAAGAAAUAUAUUACGCGAUAUGUAAUGAGGCAGUGAAAGAUUUCGCCUGUAAUCAUGGCUGCACAUUAAUAGAGUAUGAAAAUGUAAUGGAUGAAAGUAAGACACAAGUCUCGGUUUCAUUUGACAGUUCGUUGCAGUGCUUGGAGAGCACAACAAGGGAGGAUGUUUAUAGAGUGUAUUUCAAGGAAAUGGUUGAGGAAUGGAACAGGAUCAUGGAAAUGCAUGCUCAUGACAGCCAUGUCAAAAAACAAAUAGACAGGAUUGUCUUUGGUGAGAUGAUCAAACACAGUGAAAGCCCUUCCAAUAUGGGUCUGAACCAACAUCAGGAUGCGAAACUUUUGGAAUAUUGUCUAGAUAAUUACCCAAGUGCCAGCAAGCUACCUGAAACCAUAGAAAUCCUGUUGACAGAGGAUGUAUAUAUGGUGUUUUUCAGAGAAAUGAUAAAGGAAUGGAAGAUGGAAAGAGAUGUUUAUAAUAUCGAGAACCUCAUUAGAGAGGAUUUAUAUCAGUUUGUCGUUGUCGAGGCUGCAAACGAUGCUCAUGCCUCACUAAGAAGAAGCGAAACCUUGAAUCAAGGCAAUUUGUCAGAAAAUGUGCUUUAUGCAAAAGAUUUGCAUUCAAAAUCUGGAGAGGAAAGCUUGAUCCAAAAACUAGAUUCUUUGUUAAAAUGCUUAGAAGUGGAGGAAGAUAUGAUGUCAAGGGAAAAUUCUCACAUAAAUGAAUGUAGUGCAGACCAUGACCUUGUGGUGGUCUCGGAAUGUGAAGAGUUGGAUGAGUGUGACAAUACUGAUUGGUUGUUGAUUGAGGAUGAAAGCUCUUUCAGAUCAGUGUGUAACAAAUUGGAGCAGGCUCUGCAGCAGUUAACAAUAAGUAACGCACUUUUGAGGGAGAUGGAAUAUAGAAUAGACAUACCAGGUGAUGAUUUAGAAAAUGUCGACGAAUGGACAAAUCCUGCAAUUAGUAUUGGGGAUAACAAGGAGCACCCCUUUUGCCAACCAAAGAACAAUCAAGUGCUGCAAUUAAACCCAUUUGAUUUUGAGUUCUCUCCUUUAGCAAGAUUUUCACAAGUCCUCACUGAUGUUGAGCGGAUGGUCCACGAAAGAUUAGAACUAUAUAGUUUGAGGGUGGAAGACUUGAACCAUCAGUUGGAUCCACUUGUUCAGCUUGUAGCCCCACUAAAAAGAAGGGAGUUGCUUUACAAGAACGCUUUCUUUAGCAGAUGUCAUAAUCUUCAACUAGCUGAAGCUGAGGUCGAUAUGCUGGGGGAUCAAGUGGACGUACUUCUAGCCCUGCUCGAGAAGACAUACUUGAUACUAGACCGAUAUUCACCAGUUUUGUCACCCAACUUAGAGGUCUCGGACAUAUUAAAGUUGAUCAAGAAAGAAUUAACUGAUGGGGCUGCUCGUAUGUGCAAUUUGUAA
This is a messenger RNA of Ilex paraguariensis (yerba mate), 2532 nucleotides long. NCBI's taxonomy places the organism in Eukaryota, Viridiplantae, Streptophyta, Magnoliopsida, Aquifoliales, Aquifoliaceae. The record is from the annotation of a GenBank genome assembly.